Molecule: messenger RNA, 1253 nt
Organism: Zea mays
Lineage: Eukaryota; Viridiplantae; Streptophyta; Magnoliopsida; Poales; Poaceae
Exons: 5
Coding region: 572-1081 (169 amino acids)
Source: RefSeq, a predicted model, not a curated record
AUGGGACUCGGGAUUAAACACAAAGAAAGGACAUCAAAAUCUUGACCACAAUGUGGAUGAAGAUGGAGAGAGUUCAAGUGAUGUUCAAAUAAUCGAUACUCCAUGUGAGUUAUCUAAAUCGUCAAAUACAUCACAUCAGAUUGAACCAUAUAUAUCUCCAUAUGUUCUGCCUGCUAAAGUAACAUCAACAAACACGCAAGAACUGAUGUUUGUAUUAUGCACAUAUAUCAUGGGGAUAGACAACGACAAAUAUUUAAAGAAACAUUGGAUUCAGAGCACUAAACCUUAUCCAAUUUCUUUAAGUCUUCAAAAACUUAAAGAUAUAUUGGAUGUAAAUAAGCCGAUGGAUACAGAUUGUUUUAACAUGGCUGUUCGGAUGAUCGCAUGCAAUGAUUCCUUGUUCUUGUUGGAAGACAAAUACCACUACAUGGAUCUACAGUUCUGUGUAAGUUCAAGUAAUUAGUCUUUAUUCAUAUAAGUGUGUUCAUUAUAUAAUUAUUUUACUAACAAAAAGUAGUCCAUAACUAAAUUUGGUCGAGACCCUCGCCUUCGUGCAAAGCCAGAUAUCAACAUGUUGGCAAAAUUAUUAGAAUGUUGGCCUGACAUGGAGUACGAUGUUUCAGAUUGCAAACAAAUUCUAUUGCCCUUUUCUUUCUUGGGUCACUUCACCUUAUAUGUACUUAACAUGGACACUAGAAGCAUCUAUAUAAUGGACUCCAUGCCUAUACCAUCAUGGUUUAAGGGUGAUCAUCCUAGCAUGCAUUAUAUUCAUAAUAUACAUUAUAUUGCCAAUAAUAUGAAUGCUGCCAUGGAAUUGGUCAAUCCUACAUGGAAAGACGAUAUUUAUAUGUGGCGUCGUAUAGUACCAACAUGGGUUCCAAGAACAUUAAACUGGGAUUUAUCUGGCUUUCUUGUUAUCAACUUUAUGCACGAUUGGAAUGGUAUAAGGUUACCCUGCAUUUGCACUAAUGGGAAUGACCUGAGGACCAAAUUCUUAGUAGAAUUAUUGAAGUACAAGGACAAUGAAUCCAAAGACAAUAUUCCAGAAGAAAUACAAGAAAUUAUUAGGCACAUCAGAUAGAUAUGAUUUUAUUUGUAAUGAUACUCAACUUAUUAUCCUAAUUAAUUUUAUUGCCUUUUAGGUUCGUAGUAUCGUUAGGAACAUUUGCCAACAUAUAUUUUAGUUAUAUGUUGCAAAUAUGAAGGCAGUUCAAAUUUCUGUACUUUCAAAGAUGCAUUGGUGUUUUAGAAGC